AUUCCUCAGAGGGGACAUGUACACUGAUCAUCAGGGCACUGAUGAUCAGUGUGCCCUGAUGAUCAGUGUAGCCCCAGCAGUGCCACCUGUCAUUGUCCAUCAAUGCCAGCUGUCAGUGCUCAUCAGUGCCAGCAGUCAGUGCCCAUCAGUGCCACAUCAAUGCCACAUAUCAGUGCCUACCAGUGCACAUCAAUGCCACAUAUCAGUGUCCAUCUGAGCUGCCUUUCAGUGGCACCUAUCAGUGCCAGUCAGCGCCACAUAUCAGUGCUGCCAAUCAGUGCCGCCUAUCAGUGUGCAUCAGUGCCACCUAUCAGUGCCCGUCAGUGCUGCCUUUCAGUGCCAGUCAGUGCCACCUCCCAGUACCACCUAUCAGUGCCAUAUGUGAGUGCUGUCUUUCAGUGC
Molecule: messenger RNA, 402 nt
Organism: Staurois parvus
Lineage: Eukaryota; Metazoa; Chordata; Amphibia; Anura; Ranidae
Source: the annotation of a GenBank genome assembly